This is a messenger RNA of Osmia lignaria (orchard mason bee), 7136 nucleotides long. RefSeq names its product phosphatidylinositol-4-phosphate 3-kinase catalytic subunit Pi3K68D (gene Pi3K68D). The record is from RefSeq and is a predicted model, not a curated record. Gene Ontology annotation, molecular function: 1-phosphatidylinositol-4-phosphate 3-kinase activity; phosphatidylinositol binding; 1-phosphatidylinositol-3-kinase activity. Gene Ontology annotation, biological process: phosphatidylinositol-mediated signaling; cell migration; phosphatidylinositol 3-kinase/protein kinase B signal transduction. Gene Ontology annotation, cellular component: phosphatidylinositol 3-kinase complex; cytoplasm; plasma membrane. Lineage: Eukaryota; Metazoa; Arthropoda; Insecta; Hymenoptera; Megachilidae.
CCUCUUCUGUCACUUUAAAUUGAUAACCGGGCCCUUUAAACGAUAAACUCUACGUCUAUGCAAACAAUACACCUCCCCCAUUUUUAUCAAAACACGUGUCUGGAUAUCAAUCAAAGUAAACGAACAGGAUUUGAUACCCAUCUUUUAAUUCACUUGUUACUACUUCCAACAUUCAUUUAUAAUAUGUCACACUACAAUAGAAAUGCAAGUACUCAGAGGUCUACGGUGAUCGAUUAUGAGCGUCAAUUUCAAGAGGACCUAGAGCGUGCUCAGGCAUUGAGUUUAGAAAGCCUUGCUUUAGAAAAAUUUAAAUUACAAAAGCAACGUUCGGAAUUUAAUCAUGUACACCAAUCUUGUGUACCGCAAAGUGACAUACACACAGGGAAUAAUGUUAUGCAUAGCAAUUCAUCAGAGAGAGAUAAUACACCGCAAAGUGAAAAAUUUCAGAGUAGAAGCAGACCAAGGCCCGGUUCCUUUAAUACCAAUCAAUCGAAGAAUACUGUGAUAUUAGCACCACCACCACCAAUUCCAUCUCGAAGAAAUUCCACAACAGCUACAACGAGUCAAGAACAAUCAGGUGACUUGAUUAACUUUACAAGUCCAGUGAAGCAAGAUGAUCUAACUGAUUACUGUUCACCUCCACCUCCACCACCAAAACCAUUAUUAGAACCAAAAUGGGAAACACAUCCUUCGUUAUUAAAGAAACAAGGAAGAGUAUCACGUAGCAGUAGUAUCGCCGGUUAUCAUUCUCGAGACUUCCGAUACCAAUCACUCUCUCCUAAUCCUAGAUCUUCCACCGCACCUUGCACACCGGGAACUCCAAAAAUUAGUCCUAUCAUGUCAAGAUCCAGUAGUAUUAACAGUACUGUACCUGAUGUAACACCACAACUUGCAUGGAAUCUUAAUGAUUUUAAAACUUACUUUCUUGCACAGAUACCUCCAUUACCUAUGAAUUACAGACCAAGUAUUACUCCUUCUGUAUGUGGUGUACAAAAACCUAUGUUCUCUAAGGAUGAUGAGCAGCUAAGCGUGUUGAAAGUGGUAGAAAAGAAGCCAAAUAAUAAUCUUAUAGACUUGAGUUCUUUUGAUCAAGUAGAAGAUAAAACAAAUGUACGAGUUAGCGUUUUAGAAGCGUUUGAUCCGUUACUUGUUAAGACUGACGAUCCUAAUGAGAGUGCACGGGGGCCUAAAGACGAGAUACAAGUCAGUGGAUCGGUAUAUGACCCGUUCGAUCCAUUUGAUUAUAUGUAUAGCACAAAUGAAAGUGUUAAUUCAGAUCCGGUAUACGUUGCUGUGGAAAAAUCUGCUAAAUCUCCUGCUGUAUCACCGGCGGCACCGCCACCGCUACCUCCUAGGAAUUCAUCUGCUUGGAAUACCAUUGAAAGAAGAAGAACUUCGUUAGACAGAAGACAGAAACGACAAACACGUUUGUACGAGAACAUAACGGUCCGAAAAACUAGACCAUCCCUCCAUGAUUGUGAUUUAAAGGCUUUCCAUGAAAUGAUGAAAUCUGUCCGAAGUGAAUUUCCCUUUAACGAUCCUAGUACAAACAUCGGACAUAUAAUCAGUCCGAUGAUGGAGAACUUAUAUCCUGAUGGCACAAGUAUAAAAUUAGUCGUACAUCCACAGUUAGUGGAUUCUAAUGAAAAUACUCCGUCCAUAUCAUUCACCUGUGAUGUAAACUGUAGCGUUGAACAUGUUAUUCUCAAUGUCGCUUGUUCCUUAGAGGACGAGGAUACGGUGAACGUAGAAAAAUAUUGUUUGAGAGUAUGGGGAUUAGCAGAAUACUUUGCACCUAAUACAACUUUAGCUCAAUACGAAUACAUACAUCAAUGUAUCAAAUUAGAAAAAGACAUCGAGUUAGCUAUUCUAACUAAAGCACAAAUAAAGCGAUCUAUAGCGCGAACACUGCAGGAUGAUAAUCGUGAUCAGUGUCUCAAAUUAGAAGACAUUCUUCCAAAUGAACCAGUACAACCAAUAUCGUACGAUACGCUUCUUAUCUUGCUAGAGACAGUAGAGAAAGAAAUGGAACGCGUAGAGACUACUGCGAUACAAUUGGCAACUAGUAAUCAUGGUACUAGUCUUUUGCCCCAGCUGCAACCACGUGGCGUUGUUCAAGCGAUAAAAGCAGUCUGUGCAUUAAUGGGAAACAUAGAAAUGUUUGAAAUUACAGAGGCUGUUGACAAUUUUGUGAACGCGUGUUGUCAAUUUCUGCCCCAAGUUCAUACGACAAACAUCGAAUGCAAGAAACCAGAAAUCUUACACGAAGAUGGUGAUUAUUCUGUUGUUACUUUAAGAACAAAGUUUCCAGAUGUAAUUGCAUCCCAUUGUCAUAAAAUACGUGGGGCGAUUCAAGAUCUUGUAGAAACUUAUUGUCAUGCAUUUAGAGUUGAUUUUGAGUUAAGUAGCAAAGCAGAAUUUCCAACAGAUACGUUGAUAGCGUCUGAAGUAUUGGAUACCAUAUUAGUUCGCGUUGGAGCAGUUCAUAGAUUGCCAGGAUCAUGGAAACACGAUGAUUAUAUUAUAGCAGCCCAAAUAUUUCACGGUACAAGACCUGUUGGAAAUCCAGUUUUAUCCGAACCUAUGACAGUCAGUUCUAAUUUUUAUCCAAGAAUUUUGUUCAAUUCAUGGUUGGAAUUUCGUGGCAUAAGCGUCUGCCAGGUACCAAGAGAAGCGAGGCUAGUGUUAGUAUUGUACGGUCGUACUUUACAACCUACCGAGCAUGAAUCUAAUUCCUCGGCAGAAAAUACCAUGCAAAAGGAAGAAUUAGGUUGGGGAGCUAUACAGUUCUUUGAUUUCGAAGGAGUGAUGAGUCAAGGAAGUUUCUUUUUAUCUCUGUGGCCAGCAGUUGCUGAUAAGAGAUUAGGUCCUGCUCCUGCACCUGGAAUUCAUCCUCAAGGGGAUACGCAUGCUAUCAUCGGUUUAGAAUUACCCGAUUAUGGUGGCAAAGUGUUAUUCCCCACAGAAUUAAGGGAUUUUGAUGUUGAAUCGUUGGACUUUAAUUCCUUAGAUCAGAAUACACAAGAAUUAUUAAUAGACAUUACACAGCAAACUACCUUUACAAGACCACUUAUCGAGGAGAGGGAAAUUUUAUGGGAGAAACGUCAUUACUUACACGACAGACCCGAAGCUUUGCCCAAAGUGCUUUUAGCUGCGCACAGUUGGGACUGGGCUUGUUUACCUGAUCUUCAUGCAUCUCUCAGGGUUUGGAGUGCUUUGCCUCCUGUUCAAGCUUUACAAUUACUGUUACCUUGUUUUCCAGAUAUGAAGGUUAGAGAAGUAGCGGUUGGCUGGAUUCGAGAAUUGAGUAACGACGAAUUGGUAGAUUAUUUACCACAAUUGUUGCAAGCAUUGAAGCACGAAACAUAUGAAACAUCACCUCUAGCAAGAUUCUUGUUAGAACGAGCUUUACUUUCUCCACGUGUAGCUCAUCACGUUUAUUGGUUGUUGACACAAGCAUUACCAGGACAAAGUCCUCAGAAUUCUUCUGAAAUUGGCUCAGAAGAUGAUAGAAAUAUUAGUUCCACACGCUAUCACAAAAGACUACAAUUAAUGUUGCGGGCAUUACUAGCUGUUAUUGGCGAUGCACUAAGAAAUAGUUUUCUUACCCAACAAUUACUUGUCAAGAAUUUACACGAAGUAGCUGAAAAUAUAAAACAAUUGAAAGAUUCGUUAAGAAUGGAUGCGCUGAAAAUUAGCUUACAAAAUAUACAUUGUCAAUUAAUGGAAGAUGAUGGUACAUGUUUACCAUUGUCUCCCAGUAAACAAGUAUUCGGUAUAAAUGUACAAAGCUGUUCGUAUUUUCCAUCGUUCACUCUUCCCCUGAAAAUCAAUUUCAUUAGCUGUGACGAUGUAAUCUGUCCUGCAAUUUUUAAAGUUGGAGAUGAUUUACAACAAGAUAUGUUAACGCUUCAAAUAGUUCGCAUUAUGGAUAAACUUUGGCUGAAAGAGGGUCUUGAUCUUAAAAUGGUAACAUUUACUUGUGUGCCUACUGGGUACAAACGUGGGAUGAUAGAAAUGGUCACGGACGCGGAAACUUUGAGAAAAAUACAAGUCGAAUUCGGUCUGACUGGUUCUUUUAAAGACCGACCGAUUGCCGAAUGGCUGGCAAAGCAUAAUCCUUCUGAAUUAGAAUACGAAAGGGCUGUAGAAAACUUCACUGCAUCUUGCGCGGGCUACAGUGUUGCUACUUAUAUCUUAGGGAUUUGUGACAGGCAUAAUGACAAUAUUAUGUUAAAAACAUCUGGUCACCUGUUCCAUAUUGAUUUUGGUAAAUUCCUAGGUGACGCACAAAUGUUUGGAAACUUCAAGAGAGAUAGAACACCGUUUGUAUUAACUUCUGAUAUGGCGUACGUUAUAAAUGGUGGAGAUAAACCAUCAGCUAAAUUCCAUCAUUUUGUUGAUUUAUGUUGUCAAGCAUUUAACGUGGUACGGAAGCAUGGAAAUCUUAUUCUUCAUCUUUUUGGAUUGAUGACUUCGUCUGGUAUUCCUGGUGUAACGGUGGACGCGGUUAGUUAUGUACAAAAAGCUCUUCUUCCCGAACAAACGAAUCCCGAAGCUGCCGCGACAUUCGCUCGAAUGAUCGAAAGUUCGCUUAAAAGUUGGUUCACUCAAUUCAACUUUUUCUUACACAAUUUGGCACAGCUUCGAUUUUCGGGCGAUCACAGUGACGGGGCAUUGUUGUCGUUUAUUCCACGUACAUACACAAUGCAGCAAGAAGGUCAAUUAACAAGCGUUCAAGUACAUGGGUAUCAAAAACGAUAUGACCCUGAAAAAUAUUACAUGUAUAUAUUGCGUAUACAGCGAAAGGGUCACGCAGACCCCACUUAUUUAUUUAGAUCCUAUAAAGAAUUUUGCGAAUUUUAUCAGAAACUGUGCAUUCACUUUCCUCUUGCUAAACUCGCCAGUUUACCAAGUGGUAUAAGUGUUGGAAGAUCUAAUAUAAAACAAGUUGCUGAUAAACGCAGAGCAGAUAUAGAAAAAUUCCUUGUAAGCUUAUUUAAAAUGGCACCAGAGAUUUCCCAAAGUGAUCUGGUUUACACAUUCUUUCAUCCUCUAUUGAGGGAUCAGCAAAAUGCUGAUAUUCAUUUACGCAAAGUAAAAGUUGGCAAUUGGUGGGCCGAGAAAAGAGUCAGGGACAACGUUCAAAAUGGACAAAUUAAAAUGUCUCUUCAUUAUACUCGUGGAGCUUUUUAUGUGAUGAUUUAUCAUGCAAGAGGAUUGCCAAAAGUGGCUAAUGGUCAAGAACCGAAUACAUACGUAAAAGUUUAUCUUAAACCAGAUCCUACAAAGAAAACAAAACGAAAAACAAAAGUUGUGAAGAAAAAUUGUCAUCCUUCGUUUAUGGAAAUGCUAGAGUAUAGAAUGUCUUUGGAUGUUAUUAAAGAAAGAACUCUAGAAGCUACAAUAUGGAACCAUGAUACAUUGCAAGAAAAUGAGUUUCUUGGUGGACUAUGUUUACCACUUGAACGUUUUGACCUGACAAAUGAAACAAUUGAAUGGUUUUCAUUAGGAAGUGUUCGAUGAAACGAUAUUCAUAAUUUCUUAAUGAAUUUAUUAAUACUCAUGGCUAUUGAUUCUGGAAGGAAUUGAAAAUAUUCAAUGUUAUCGCACAAUACUAAUGAUAAUAUUUUUAUGUUAUGCACAUAAUAGUGCAACAGGGAUAAUAAUAGUAAUAUCACUACGAUCGGUAUUGACGAUACAUGCUUUUAUGCAUAAUGAAAACGCUUCUUAACCCAAGGUAAUCAGUGAUCUAAAAACUUAUAAAACGAUAUUAAAUUAAUGAGAUCAUAGAUGAAGAGGCAUAUUUCAUAAAAUUAUUCUACCUUUGUAAGAAUUGCCAAGAUACGAAAAAUCAAGUUCUUAUUUUACUUAAUCUUUACAUAUCUAAUCAUGAAAUUGCUUAUAAAUUUUAUUUAAGUUAUAUUUUAUAAACAUAUACUGCCAGCUGAAUAUGAAAUAUUUUGAGUUCACAGUAUUCUAAUGCUGUUAGUGAAAUUUUAUAAAAAUAUUUAUUCUAUUCUUAUCAAAACUUAAUCUUUAUUAACUGUAAAUAAAUUAAAAUCUUGCUGAGCUAUGCAGUUGUAGACGAUCGAAUGCUAUAUUUGCUGAAUAGUUAUGAGUUUGACAAUAUGUAAACUUUUAUACUUACAUAUAGUAAUAUCUACUUGGAUACAAGUUACUUGCCUACAAUAAGGAAUACGUUAGGUAACGAAAAAAACAUUUUUUACUUUCAUAAGAAAAUUUUAAUCUCUACAGGGUGUCCCAAAAAACCGCCUUGUAUAUUAAAGUAACCAAAAUGCCUUUCCAUACAGAGCAAUAGGAUUUAUAUGAAAGGAAAUUUUGUGAAUUAAUGUGUAUUAUAAAUUUUUUUUUAUUUUUAGAUGAAAAAAGGGAGAAUGAAAUUAUGUAAAUAUGCUUUUGAUUUUAUAAGUAAUUUUCGUAAUCAUGUAUUGUGAAUAUUUUAGUAUAAUUCUCUUUAGCAAAUAUUACUAUAACAAAAGUAAAGGUUCUGUUAAUACAUUACCGACGGGUGAUUCGUUAGAUUUUUACUGUAUGCAAUUUUUUACUUAUUGACAUAUUAGUUUGUCACUAAACUAAUAACAAUAUAAUUAAUCUAGUCUCCUGUUGUUAGUGUAUUAAUGUAAUUAAUUAUGAUCUUGAUUUUUGUUAUAGAUUUAACUGAAUAAUUUAGCAGUAUACGUUGUACUUUUUUUUCGCAAUCGUGUAGAAUCUGAUCUAAUUAUAAUUAGAAAAAAAUAUUAAUUUUAUAAUAUAUACAUAUGUAUUUAUCAAUUACAAAUUGCUUUUGCAUGUGCUUUCUAUAAACUUUACGUUGUGAGAUAUAAUGUUAAGAAUUUUAAUAAUUUAUUUAUACAUUAUCUGUAAUUAUUCACUAGUGGUUCUUUUAAUCCAAUGAUUUAGAAAUAUAAAUAACAAAUGACACAAAUUGUAUCAUUGCAUUUUAACUGCAUCCUUUUCUCUCUCUGUGUUACUACUGUACACCACUGUAUGUACAAUAUUGUACAAAAAGCGUUUAAUUUUGGUAAUACCUUAUUUAUUUUUCAAUUAUUUAGCGUGACAAUGAAAUAUUGUAACGGUGAAAUAGUAAAAUUAUCAAUACAAUUGAUCAAUAA